Mangifera indica (mango) is the source of this 1025-nucleotide messenger RNA. RefSeq names its product ribulose bisphosphate carboxylase small subunit, chloroplastic 3-like. The record is from RefSeq and is a predicted model, not a curated record. Bases 193 to 699 code for a protein of 168 amino acids. The transcript is spliced from 3 exons. NCBI's taxonomy places the organism in Eukaryota, Viridiplantae, Streptophyta, Magnoliopsida, Sapindales, Anacardiaceae.
AUUAUUGUUUUCUGAUAUCUCCCUUACGUCACUUCACAAACAUCUAAGCCAACCCCUUGUGUCUUUAUCUUGAACCGUUUCAUUGCCUUCAAAACUAAAAUAUUCAAUAUUGAUCUGAUCUUCUACCACCAUCUUUCCUGCUCUCUCUGUUUUUAUCAUCAAUCUUGUUCUUGAAACACACUGAAGAAGAAGAUGUCUACCAGCUUCUUAUCAAAUCCAGUUGCUGCAUCUGGCUAUAUUGGCCUCAAACCCAACUCAAAUACUUUGUUUCCUGUCAUGGAGACUAUUGCAUGGAGGAGGAAAACCACCUCAAAUGGUUCAAAAACUACAUGCAUGAAGACGUGGAAUCCGAUCAAUAACAAAAAGUAUGAGGCCCUCUCCUACCUCCCUCCUCUUUCAGAUGACUCAAUAGCAAAGGAGGUUGAUUUCAUGCUCAAAAAAGGAUGGAUUCCAUGCCUUGAAUUUGAUGAGGUGGGACAUGUGCACAGGGAGAAUAGUAGGAUGCCAGGAUACUAUGACGGGAGAUAUUGGACCCUGUGGAAAUUGCCAAUGUUUGGCUGCAACGACUCAUCUCAAGUUCUGAAUGAAAUCCAUGAGUGCAAAAAGACAUACCCAAAUGCUUAUAUUCGUUGUUUGGCAUUUGACAAUCAGAAACAUGUUCAGCGCAUGGCCUUUGUCAUUCAAAAACCUGCCCACUGAAAUUUCUGUUGUCUGCUUUGCUGUUAUGUGAUAAAACAAGUUAAAUGGUUCAAGAGUCUUUUGAGUGUGGCUUUUGUUUGGUGGAGAAACUUUUGUUUUAAAUAAUCAAUCAAUCAAAAUGAUGUGACUGGUCUUGUUACGAGCCCACAGUUUAAAGUUUCAUUUCUGUGGGCAGCUUAUGGGAAUGCCAGUGGUUUUACUUCUAGUUGGUACUUGUACCUUUCUCGGGCUUUGAUUUUUCUUUUAUUUGGCCAAUCAGACUGUAAUUUUGUGUUAUCAUAAAUUGUUAUUUUAAUAUGAAGGUUCUUCCUCAACAUUAUCAAUUA